AUGACCGGCAGUAGUUUGAUCCUGCAAACGCUGAGGCUUAAGAACCCCAAGCUUCUGCUUCUGGAAUAUUGCUCCAAUCUUCGUGAUCUCAAUAUCAUCCAUGCUCAUAUGAUAAGAACCCUUGCCUUCUUCGACGUAUUCGUAGCCAGUCGCUUGGUUGCCUUCUGUAUAGACACCACCGUUGGAACAAGCUUGCUGGAUUAUGCCGUUAGGGUCUUCUCCCAAAUCCAGAAUCCUAAUCUCUUUGUCUACAACGCGUUGAUCCGCGGCUGCUCAAGCAGUGAAAAUCCAGAAAAUUCAUUUCAUUACUACACACAAGCGCUUCGCGCAGGCAUUCUUCCUGAUAAUUUAACUUUCCCAUUUUUGGUUAAGUCAUGUGCCCAGUUGGAGUCUGCUGCUAUGGCCGCUCAAGCGCAUGGUCAAAUCAUUAAGCAUGGGUUUGAAAACGAUGUCUAUGUGCAGAAUUCCCUUGUUCAUGUGUAUUCAACAGCUGGGGACAUUAAGGCAGCGAACUGCAUUUUCCUUAGAACUCAUCGAUUUGAUGUAAUCUCCUGGACUUCCAUGAUCGCAGGUUAUAAUAAAUGCGGGGAUGUAGAAUCUGCACGCGACCUGUUUGAUAGAAUGCCGGAGAAAAAUUUGGUGACGUGGAGCACUAUGAUCGGUGGAUAUGCUCGGAACAAUUGUUUUGAUGAAGCAGUCGCAUUAUUUCAAGUUCUUCAGGAAGAAGGACUGAGGGCAAAUGAAGUGGUGAUGGUGAGUGUGAUAUCUUCAUGUGCCCAUUUAGGUGCUCUUGAAACGGGGGCGAAAGCCCAUGAGUAUGUGAUAAGAAACAACUUGACUAUGAAUCUGAUCCUUGGAACAGCUAUUGUUGAAAUGUAUGGAAAAUGUGGGAAUAUCGAGAAAGCUAUUCAGGUUUUUGAGCAGCUCUCAGAAAAGGACACAAUUUGUUGGACAGCUUUGAUUGCUGGACUAGCCAUGCAAGGUUAUGGGCAGAAAGCCCUUCACUGUUUUUCUGAAAUGGUGAAAGCAGGGUUUAAGCCAAGAGAUAUCACAUUUACAGCAGUAUUAGCAGCUUGCAGCCAUGGAGGAUUGGUUGAAAGAGGUUUGGAAAUAUUUGAAAGUAUGAAGAGGGUUUACAGUAUAGAACCGAGGUUGGAACACUAUGGAUGCAUGGUUGACCUUCUUGGCCGAGCGGGGAAACUGGAGGAGGCGGAGAAAUUUGUUCUCGAAAUGCCAGUGAAGCCAAAUGCUGCAGUGUGGGGGGCAUUGCUCGGAGCUUGCCGGAUUCACAAAAAUGUAGAACUUGGAGAAAGGGUGGGAAAGCUUUUGAUACAGCUGCAGCCAGAACACAGCGGAUAUUACGUGCUGCUUUCAAACAUUUAUGCACGCACUAACAAGUGGGAAAAUGCGAGCAUCGUGAGACGAAUGAUGAAGAACAGAGGAGUUAGAAAGCCACCUGGUUGUAGUCUCAUUGAGAUGAAUGGAAAGAUUCAUGAAUUUAUGGUUGGAGAUAAAUCACACCCAGAAAUAGAGCAGAUAGAAAGAAUGUGGGAAGAUAUACUCCAGAAAAUCAGAUUAGCAGGGUACGUUGGAAGUACAGGUGAUGCAUUGUUUGACAUAGAUGAAGAGGAAAAGGAAGAUGCACUUCACAGGCACAGUGAAAAAUUGGCCAUUGCAUUUGGAAUUCUGAAGGCAAAAGCUUGCAUUCCAAUACGCAUAGUGAAAAACUUGCGAGUCUGUGAAGAUUGCCACACGGCCACAAAGUUUAUCUCAAAGGUUUUCAAAGUAGACUUAAUUGUCAGAGAUCGAAACCGUUUCCACCAUUUUAAAGAAGGCUUGUGUUCUUGCAUGGAUUAUUGGUGAUGAGCUUUGUAACGUUUUUUCAUUCGCCAAAUGCUCACGCUUGGAUUUGAAUAAUAUAUAUUCGGGAGAGGCUUAACAUUUCAUGAUUUAUGCACUUGUCAACUGUGUUGAAGAGCUCGCUGACACAUCUAUGAAUAAAGCUCGCUGGAUUAUUUGGGUUGUGGGUGUUUUCAUCAAAUACUUGUUCAUUUCCUCUCCCCAAGACUUUCAACUAGUACCCUUGAAGGUAUAGAACACUGCAGCCGCUUUUGAGCUUUGGCUUUGCAAGCUUGUUCCAUGUUCAAACGCUUCAAUCAUUGUCUCUUAACUCCUAUAUGCUGUCCUCCACAUCAACUUCACAUCCAUGGCAGUAAGCGGAGUCCGAAGAACGUUUAGCUAAUAUAUAACUAACUGUUCAUGUUGUUUGCUAGCUAUUUUUUAGAGUAUUUUAACUUUACUAA
Prosopis cineraria is the source of this 2303-nucleotide messenger RNA. RefSeq names its product pentatricopeptide repeat-containing protein At5g06540. The record is from RefSeq and is a predicted model, not a curated record. Lineage: Eukaryota; Viridiplantae; Streptophyta; Magnoliopsida; Fabales; Fabaceae. The coding region runs from base 1 to 1863 and encodes 620 amino acids. The transcript is spliced from 2 exons. Gene Ontology annotation, molecular function: zinc ion binding; RNA binding; protein binding. Gene Ontology annotation, biological process: RNA modification.